Telopea speciosissima is the source of this 762-nucleotide messenger RNA. Its product is annotated as protein FAR1-RELATED SEQUENCE 5-like. NCBI's taxonomy places the organism in Eukaryota, Viridiplantae, Streptophyta, Magnoliopsida, Proteales, Proteaceae. Bases 1 to 762 code for a protein of 253 amino acids. The record is from RefSeq and is a predicted model, not a curated record. The transcript has a single exon.
AUGGAAUUCAAUGAUUUAGCGGAUCCAUACAAUGCUUUUAUUGAUGGAAAAAAUGAAACUAGGUCAAGUGAUGUAUUAAAUGAUGAGUAUCUUAUUGAUAGUGAAAAUACCGUAAAUGCAGUGGGUCAUGAUGUUAAUAGAGAUGAUGGUGAUGACUGGAAUAAUUCAGAAAGAGAAGAUGGUGAUAAGGAACAAGCUGUGGAUUUGAGUUUAGAUGGGGAAGAGAAUCUCCCAGUAAUUAUUACCAAUGUUAAUGACUUGAAACCUACUAUUGGCAUGGUAUUUUCGACUGAUGAUGAGGCAUAUCAACAUUAUAACAGUUAUGCCAAGGAGAUAGGGUUUUCUAUUCGGAAAUACAGGGUGGAUCGGUCAAAAUUAGAUAAACACGUAGUUGCAAGAUACUAUGUCUGUUCAAAUCAGGGUGAGAAAAUAAAAGACAAACGGAGAAAGGUGGAUUACCAGCAACAUGUGACAAAGAAAACUCACUGUGGGGCUUUAUUGAUGAUCAAGAGUAGUAAUGGGGUGUGGGUGGUGGAUAAAUUUGAAAAGGAACACAACCAUAUAUUGGUGAAUAGGAAUGAGUCUUUCAGACUUAGAUCACAUCAGAAAAGGCAUAAAAGUACAGUUGACCUUGUACAACGACUGCAUAAGUGUGGCAUAAGACAAGCACAUAUAAUGAGAGUUGUAAAAGAUUUUGCUGGUGGUGAGAAGUUUGCUGGUAUUAAUGAUGAAUUUAGUAUGACUAUACUUUGGGCAAAUUGA